Sclerotinia sclerotiorum 1980 UF-70 is the source of this 189-nucleotide messenger RNA. RefSeq lists its product with no specific name. Lineage: Eukaryota; Fungi; Ascomycota; Leotiomycetes; Helotiales; Sclerotiniaceae. The transcript is spliced from 4 exons. The coding region runs from base 1 to 189 and encodes 62 amino acids. The record is from RefSeq and is a predicted model, not a curated record.
AUGUCAUCAACCUAUACAUUUUCUGCGAGUAGGGACGCGCUUGGAAGUAGUCUCCAUGAAACCCUUAUUUUCUCCUCUCUCUCAUCCUUGCACUUCGGGUACAUCGCGAUGACAAAGCUUUUACAUGCCCGAUCGCAUCACCUGGAAACGCAGCAUUUCAGAGUUUUCAAAUUCCCGCGAGAUGAAUGA